UGCUUGGCCACAGCGGAGAGCAUCGGCCAAUCCCCGGUAAGUUCCUCUCAGCAGCAGGAGGAGAACCUGGAAACUUCGAGACUGCGCAUCUUACUUGCAAGCCACAACACGCACGCAGCAUCAGCGUUCGCAUCAGCGCUACGACCCUUCAUCGCGGCGGUCAAAAGGAAGAGAGCCAGGAGUUCCAUAUCGUUUGCAGUAUCGACUAUGGACCCGGGCAGGCAGGCCAUGAUCAACGGCUGGAAGUCGCCGCGCAGAGACAGGGACAGGGACAGGCACAGAGACCUCACCGCGCCGCGCUACGACCCGGCCAACCGCAUUGCGAAACCCCCUCGACAGCCACCGCCGAAGAGCAGCAACGCGAGUGCGCCCGGCAGAUACCUCACCCAGGACGAGCAAGCGGAACAGUUCAUCGCCGGCGAAGACAAGUUCGUGCUGAAGCAGGCCAAGAAAAAGGCCGACAUCCGCGUGCGCGAGCAGCGCGCCAAGCCCAUCGACUACCUCGCCUUUGCCCUGCGCUUCAUCGACCCUGACCGCGACGUGUUCGACGACGAUGACGGGGAUGUUGAGAUCCCCAUUCCCGCGCCCGAGGCCGUCCUGCAAGGUCUGGACGUGCCGCAGCUGACGGAGCUCGAGGAAGACAUUCGCUCCUACAACACGCUCGAGACCAACGCGAGGAACAAGGACUACUGGACCGCCCUGCUCGCCCUCUGCGCCGACCGACGCCAGAAACUCAAGCCCCAAGGCCCGGAAGGGCGGGCCGUGACCUCGGUAGCUGCCGAUGUCGACCGCAUCCUGAGCCCCAAGACGCUCGAGCAGCUGGAGGCGUUGGAGAAGCAGAUCAGAACGAAGCUGCAGUCCGAAGAGCCCAUCGACACCGAUUAUUGGGGCGAGCUGCUCAAGAGCCUGCUGGUCUACAAGGCGAAGGCCAAGCUCAAGAGCGUCUGUGCUGCCAUCAAAGAGGCCCGGGUGGAGGCACUCCGGGCGCGGGAUCCGGAAAAGGCCAAAGCGUGGGAGGCGUCCGAUGGGUUCGCCGGCACCGCCCCGGCUGCCUCCGCUGGUGCCACCAAGACUGCACCCCGCCCUGCACCCCGUCCUGCGGCGUCGACGACUGCGGGCGCCCAGAGCACGUCCAGCGCGCCGCCGCCGGGAACGGCCCGCUUCGCAUCAGCCGGAAACGAGGACUUCUCGCAGGCGACCAAGGCGCUUUACGACCGCGAGGUGGCCCGGGGCGUCAGCGAGAACGAGGAGAUCUUCACGGCGGAGGAGGCCGUUCCGGGCAUCCAAAAGCCUCUAUGGGCCGACAAGUACCGGCCGCGAAAGCCGCGCUACUUCAACCGCGUGCUGAUGGGAUACGAGUGGAACAAGUACAACCAGACGCACUACGACCACGACAACCCGCCGCCCAAGGUCGUCCAAGGCUACAGGUUCAACAUCUUCUACCCGGACCUCAUCGACAAGACCAAGGCGCCCACGUUUAAGAUCAUCCGGGAACACGGCCGCCGGAAGGGCGAGUCAUUCGCCCCCGCCGGCAAGGAGGACACAUGCCUCAUCCGUUUCAUCGCCGGGCCACCCUACGAAGACAUUGCCUUCCGCAUUGUGGAUCGAGAGUGGGACUACAGCGCCAAGAAGGAGCGCGGAUUCAAGAGCAGCUUUGACAAGGGCAUCCUGCAGCUGCAUUUCCAGUUCAAAAAGAUCUACUACCGGAAGUGAGGUGCUCUCGUCAGCCAUCGGGCUUCGGCCUCGCUCCCACGGUAUUCCCACGGUACUUCUCAGUUCCGGGACGACUCAUCUCUGCGAACAGGGCUUCACGGUGGAGUUGGCCUGGCCGAGGGGAUGCCGGCCCGUGUUGGAGGCCCCGUCUCUGGCGAACCGGCCUUUGUGUGCGUGUAUGAUCUCUGCCGACACUGCAGCGGAUGGACCCACUCCCGACAGACCACAGAGCGAGUCAAUGAGAGCGUGUGUCGAGAGCACAAUGUCCAGCCUUGCCUUGGGUGUGUGACCCGCGUCCCUGGCCAGGUCAUCGUUCCGCCAUUAUCUCCGCCAUCGCGCGGUCUGCUCCGUCACGCCUGAAAAUGCCGCCUCCCGGGCCCGGAACGUGGAACAUGAUCGCGCCACUCAUUUCCCCACCUGAAGCAGAUCGCCGCUUCGGAACCGCUCUGCCUGGGCUGCUGCUCACUCGAGUGCCAGGCUACCCCCCUGAUGGCCCUCCUUUGCCUGCGACGUGUCGGCCCGGCCACACAAAGGUGUGUGCGGAACG
This is a messenger RNA of Thermothielavioides terrestris NRRL 8126, 2260 nucleotides long. RefSeq lists its product as uncharacterized. Gene Ontology annotation, cellular component: cytoplasm; spliceosomal complex. Gene Ontology annotation, molecular function: protein binding. The transcript has 3 exons. Gene Ontology annotation, biological process: mRNA cis splicing, via spliceosome. Lineage: Eukaryota; Fungi; Ascomycota; Sordariomycetes; Sordariales; Chaetomiaceae. Bases 208 to 1713 code for a protein of 501 amino acids. The record is from RefSeq and is a predicted model, not a curated record.